AUGUGGCCCGCCUUCAACGAACUUUUUGCCUGUGUCCAGACGACCAAAAAAGCCAACAGAAAGGACUUGGGCGCACAACAACCGCGCGCGGCACGAUACACAUAUUGCAGCUGGUCUGGUGCUUUAAUUUCAACAUACAAAGGCAUGGCUCCGCUGAACAAAAAGCGCAAGCAACAGUCGGCCGCCGGGCCUGCUGCGAAGCGCGGCAAGAUUAUCAGGCCUCCCAGGCACUGUGUCGAAGACACCGGCUCACUCGCAUGGCAGACUCUUGGCGAGGAGUUUGGCGGUCUGGAAGUCAUUGAAGGCGUCGAGGUCAUCAGGGACGGCGACCGCGUGUCCUUUAUGGUAGCGAACCCACCCUUGGCGGGCAAGGCUGCGGUGACCAAGGACCAAGAGGACGGCGGCGCCGACGACGGUGAUGUUUUCGAAGGCUUUGGCGACGACGACGAUGAGAACGAACCCAAUACCGAGACAAGCGAGGCAAAUACCACAAAAACGACAUUAAAAACACAGGAGGGGAAGAAAAAGAAGGAAAAGAAGACCAAAAAGACGGUGCCGCCGAAUGCGCAUGAUCGCAAGCUAGAGGCAGCAGCAGCAGACACAAUCAAGAAGCAAAAGGGUGGUGCACAGGUCAAUCCCUUUGACGUGCUGAUGGACGCUCAGGACGACGAGAACGAGGCGAAUCUCGAGGACUGGGUCGCUCUGAACCUCUCGCCGGCCAUUGUCUCGGCCAUUGGCAAGCUCGGCUUCACCAGCCCGACCGCGAUCCAGGCGGAGUCGAUCCCGCCCAUCAACGCUGGCGCCGACGUCAUUGGCAAGGCGCAGACCGGUUCCGGAAAGACGCUGGCCUUUGGCAUCCCGAUUGUCGAGCGCUGGCUGGAGCUGCACGCCGACAAGGACGGCACCGACGACGAAGACGGCGACGAAGAAGAAGCAGAGCAGGACGGGGCCAGCAGCCGCAAAGGUCCCACCGCCGUCAUCCUGAGCCCGACGCGCGAGCUGGCUAAGCAGAUUGGAGACCACCUCCGGGCGCUGUGCGCGGGCUUGCCGGCGGCGUCGCCGCGCGUCUGCGUGGUGACGGGUGGGCUGAGCGUGCACAAGCAGCAGCGCCAGCUGCGCACGGCCGACGUGGUGGUGGGCACGCCGGGACGUCUGUGGGAGGUGCUCGACGGCGACGCCGCGCUGCAGGCCGCGUUCCGCAGCCGUCUGCGCUUCCUCGUCGUCGACGAGGCGGACCGGCUCUUCAAGGUCGGCCAGUUCAAGGAGGCGGAGCUGAUUAUCGGCGCGCUGGACCGACGAGCGGGGGGGUCGGAGAGUGAUGAUGAGGAGGACGAGGAGGAGGUGGACGAGGGAGACGAGGGGAGCUGGUCGAGGCAGACGCUCGUCUUUUCAGCCACGUUUGACAAGGACUUGCAGAUGAAGCUGGCAGGCAAGAAACGGCCGAGUGCGCAGGGGACAGACGAGGAAAAGAUGGCGGAUCUGAUGAGGUGCUUGAAAUUCCGCGGGCAGCCCACGUUUAUCGACGUCAAUCCUGUUAGUCAGAUGGCCGAGGGCCUACGGGAGGGUCUUAUUGAGUGCGGUGCGAUGGAAAAGGUGAGCCCAAGCCAAAAUUGUGCACCAAUCGCAUCAUCAUCUAUACUAACACUUCUGCAGGAUCUAUACCUCUACUCUGUGCUGCUCCUGAAUCCUGGCCGACGAACACUCGUCUUUGCAAACUCCAUUGCCGCCGUCCGCCGCGUCGCGCCGUUUCUGCAAAACCUCAACAUCACCGCGCAGCCGCUGCACUCGCAAAUGGCGCAAAAGGCGCGCCUGCGCUCCCUCGAGCGCUUCACCGCCACCCGCAACUCCGUCCUCGUCGCCACCGACGUCGCCGCCCGCGGCCUCGACAUCAACGAGGUCGACCUCGUCGUGCACUACCACGUGCCGCGCACCGCCGACGCCUACGUGCACCGCUCCGGGCGUACCGCGCGCGGCACGCGCGUCGGCGUCAGCGUCAUGCUCUGCGCCCCCGACGAGGUGCUGCCCACGCGACGCCUCGCGAGCAAAGUGCACGCCCGGCGCGACGCUCGCUACGGUGGUGGGAGCAGCAGCAAGCGGGAGCACAUGAUCGAGACGCUACCGCUGGAUAAAAAAGUCGCCGCGCGCCUCAAGCCGCGCGCCGACAUGGCCAAGAAGCUCGCGGACGCGGUGCUGGCCAAGGAAAAGGCGCACAGCGAGGACACGUGGCUGCGCGGCGCGGCCGACGAGCUCGGCGUCGAGUACGACUCGGAAGAGUUUGAGACGACGGCGACCGCCGGCUUUCGCGGCGGCCGCGGCGGUGGCCGCAAGCGCAAGGACAAAUUGGCCGCGGGCAUGAGCAAGGCCGAGAUGGGCGCGCUGCGCGCGCAGCUGCGCGAAGACCUGGCCCGCCGCGUCAACCUGGGCGUGAGUGAGCGCUACAUUGCGGGUGGCCGUGUGGACAUGGCCAAGCUGCUCAAGGAAAAGGAAAAGGUGACGGUGGGCGGGCUUUUCCUGGGCGGCGACGACUCGUUUGGGCUGGGGUUUGGCAUAAAGUUGUAG
This is a messenger RNA of Cordyceps militaris CM01, 2559 nucleotides long. RefSeq names its product ATP dependent RNA helicase, putative. The record is from RefSeq and is a predicted model, not a curated record. Gene Ontology annotation, cellular component: nucleolus. The coding region runs from base 1 to 2559 and encodes 852 amino acids. Gene Ontology annotation, molecular function: RNA helicase activity; ATP binding; nucleic acid binding. The transcript has a single exon. Lineage: Eukaryota; Fungi; Ascomycota; Sordariomycetes; Hypocreales; Cordycipitaceae.